UCCAACCAUUCACACGGACCGCACCUCUGUAACCUCAACAUGACGGAGGAGGUAAGGCUGUUCCAGAGGGUUGUGUACAGCCCUGUGUUUGUUCUGGGUCUGGUCCUGAAUCUCUCUGCACUGAGGAUGUUCUAUCGGAAGAGAGCCAGCUGGACAGACACACACGUCUACAUGUUCAACCUGGCCGUGGCAGACUGUGUCCUCAUCACCUUCUUGCCCUUCAGGAUCUACCACACCUUCUUCACCCUGGACCCUCCAGGCCUUUGUGCUGUUCUUGUUCUGAUCCACUUCACCAACAUGUACGCUAGCAUCUUCACUGUUACAGCUGUAAGUGUCCAGAGAUUCCUUGCCAUUCAGUUUCCCUUCCACUCCAGGAGAAUUGGCUCCAAAAAACAAGUGGCUGUUGUAGUGUGUGUGAUGAUAUGGGUGACUAUUGUGUUCCUAUGUGUGAUAUUCAGGGAGCACAAUGGACCUGAGCACAGACUGGCCUGCUUUGAGAAAGACACCCGUCCGUUUCCACUGGACUUUAUUGUGACUCUGGAGAUACUGGGAUAUGUGAUUCCUCUUCUCACAAUGCUGCUUUGUUCAUGUCAGAUGAUCUGCACUCUGCUGGCCUACAAGGACAUGCACUCAUAUAAGCACAACAGGAAAAGUGUUAGAAUAAUAUCAGCCAAUUUGGUAGUCUUUUUCAUCUGUUACACUCCUAUCCAUAUUGCAUUUUUCAUGAAAUUCUAUUUUGCUUCCAAAGUCCCUCUUGACUGCCAACAGUAUAAUUUAAUGCGUAACUUCUAUCAUGUCUCAGAAGGGAUUGCCACAACAAGCUGCUGUUUAGAUGCUAUUGGAUAUUUCUUCUUAGUGAAGGAGUUCCGCAAGGAACUGAUUCCAGGGAGGUUAACGAAAAGAGAGAACCAAGAAGCCUCUUCAGAGAGAACUGCUCUCUAGAACUGUAUAGAUAGGAAUGGAGAGGAAUUUUCAGCUACUCUAUAUUCUGUUUUCGCCUAGUGAAUGCUGUCACUUGAGGUAUCAUAAAAACAUUCUGAUGGUUAU
This is a messenger RNA of Salvelinus fontinalis (brook trout), 1047 nucleotides long. RefSeq names its product G-protein coupled receptor 55-like. The coding region runs from base 40 to 942 and encodes 300 amino acids. Gene Ontology annotation, cellular component: membrane. NCBI's taxonomy places the organism in Eukaryota, Metazoa, Chordata, Actinopteri, Salmoniformes, Salmonidae. Gene Ontology annotation, molecular function: G protein-coupled receptor activity. The record is from RefSeq and is a predicted model, not a curated record. Gene Ontology annotation, biological process: positive regulation of Rho protein signal transduction; phospholipase C-activating G protein-coupled receptor signaling pathway. The transcript has a single exon.